UGUGCGACUGAUACGACGACAAAAACAACAACAUCGACGGUCGCGAUACUGUUAUUAUUAAACAUAAUAUUUUUAUCGUCUUCGUUUGUCGUUUCGGCGUCGACACGAUCGCCGUCGCCGUCGCCGCCGUCAAUCCGCAGGGUCGUCCGUGCUACUGGGCAGCCCUUUGCGCGCGCACGUGUGCGUGUGCGCUUGUGCUCGUUGCCGCCGCCGCCGACUCGACGUGCUCCUCUCGCUCUGGCGACGCGCGGCGCUCGUCGUCACACACGGACACCGAACGUCGACGUUCGGACGUGUACGUUGUUCGCCGUCGUGGCGCCGUACUUGUUCCGACGGUAGCCGGUGGUCACCGUAAUAAUUCUGUCCCGUCGCCGCCAGCGCGCGCGAAAUCCUCGUCAUUCCGCUCGCGUACUCUUAAGCACCGAUGGCAGUGCGGGCCCCAGCCAAAAAUGACUGUAGCUGCGAGCAGACUAGCUUACAUUUACAUGCCGAAAUUGAAAAUUUAAAACAAAAACUAUUAGAAAGAGAAAAUCACAUUGUCAACAUGGAGACUAAUUUUCUUUGUGAAGCGGAAAAAUUCCCUCAUGGGGAGUAUGCUGCACUAACAGAUGAAAUAUUAAUAUGGCAAGACAAAUAUUCUAGAUUAUUAGAAUCACAUAAGAGAGUUCAACGAGUUAACCAAAGUCUUGAGGAUAAAUUAUUGCUACUUGUUGAUAAAACUGAAUCAGAAAAGAAUGUAUUAAACUCAGAAAUUACAAUAAUAUCUCAAAAACUGGUUGACCAACAAUUUCAACUGAAUCAAUUAAAUGAUGAAAAUGAGAGGUAUAAAAAUGAUCUAAAUAUUGCUAUCCAAUUACUUCAGUGUAAACCAUCGCAUUUUGUUUCUCAAAAAUAUGAUAAUCUGCCAAGUGAAAUACAAUCCAAAGUUCGAAAUUAUAUUUUUAGCAAACAACGAAGAUUGUCAGAUGGCAAUGGUAACAUAGCACAGAAAUCAGAAGGAAAAACUAUAAAAGUACCAAUUCCUACAUUUCCUCCGACAGCAAUGGUUUAUUCAUUGAGUAAUGAUAAAGAUAUUAAGUCGUCAAGAGACGCAGAAGAAGGUUCAGCACAACCUGUAAACAAUGUUUCAGCAGCAAUCUUAGCAAAAGUUUUAGAAGAAAGAGUCAAAGAUCGGUUAACUCAACGGCACUGUUCUACGUGUUCGUGUGCUAAUAAAAGUGGUGACUUUAAUCCAGACCAACAAGAAUGUCAUUCACCUCUAACUGAUUCUUCUAAUAAGCGAGGUCGCGCCUUCACUAAACAUAGUAAACAACCAAUGACUACUAAAAGUUCAGAAUCUCUUGUAUCAGAACCAGAAUUGACAUCAUAUUUUGAAAACAAUGUAUCUUUAACAGAUUCCUCUGAUAGUGGACUAAAAUUAUCAACUCGGUCUAGAUUAUGUUCAGUACGUUUACAAGAAGGAAGUAAUAAUAUAUUGUUAGAUAAUGCUGCGACGCCAUACACAGGUCCUGUACUCUACAAAAGUCGUUCUUCUAGCGGCGAGUACGAUGAACCUUUGGUACACUCACAAAAAUUGGUUGACCGUAAUAUCCAUGUAAAUGAACAUACACGCAUAUUGAUUUCAGAUGAGGAAAUUAUUUAAAAGUUAUACAUUUGGUAAGAAUACGAGUGAAUGUGAUUUGUUUGACAAUAAUUAUAUUAGGUGAUUAAUUAAAUUAAAUAUAUAUUAA
Melanaphis sacchari is the source of this 1730-nucleotide messenger RNA. RefSeq lists its product as uncharacterized. The coding region runs from base 425 to 1642 and encodes 405 amino acids. The transcript is spliced from 6 exons. Lineage: Eukaryota; Metazoa; Arthropoda; Insecta; Hemiptera; Aphididae. The record is from RefSeq and is a predicted model, not a curated record.